CGUAGCCCAGAGAAGACGUGUCCUGACCGCUUUUAGGUGCGUGCUUGCCCAUCCUCUCUAACGUGCUUCGGCUGAGUUGUGGUGAAACGACCCAGCACAUCAACGUUCUUUUUUUGUAACAAUUUUUUUUCAUCCUGUCAGCAGACCACUUCUUCUUCCGCGUUUUAUUCACGCCUGUGGGCAAACUUCAGACGAUUUUGAUAAUUUAUAACGAAAAGCUUUUCGGAAGACUAUUCCAUUGACGGUAACUGUCACCUACUCGGACCAUGUGAGAGACUUCGAGAGGCAGGGAUAUUUCAAAUAAAUCUCGUUUUUUGAAGCUCUUGGUGUGAUGAGAUAUUAAAGGUUUAUUGGUGGUCGAAGCGUCAUGGUAUCCGCCAUGCAAUUGGAGACAGUAUCCGGUGAGAUGGAAGAGUUGGAGCUGGAAGCUCAUCAUAUUUUACUCAAUGACAAAUGGAGGCAGUUGUUUGAUAAGUUUGACAACGAAGGCUUCGGCGAAAUUCCUUGGGACGAUUUCCUCGUGGCUCUGGAGAGUCCAGAAUUCCAAGAAUGCAUCGAGCCGUCCAAGAGAGAGAUCCUUGCCUCUAAAGCCCGAGAGCACAAGACGUAUGCCAUCACUUUCGACGACUUCGUGGCAGUGAUGAGCGGGAAACGUACUCGUAGCUUCAGGAUUGCGGUGCAGCAUAGAGACCGGGAAGAGUUACUCAGGGAACGGGACCGAGCCCUGUUUCACAGCAUGGUUGCCAAGAUAGCUCACCAUUUUUUGGCCGACGACAGAGACAGAAAAUACUACGCGGACCGAUAUACUUGCUGCCCGCCUCCCUUGUUCAUUCUUCUUAUCACUUUCGUAGAACUGGGUUUCUUUACUUACUAUACUGCGUCUACGGGUAAAAUAACGACAACGGGUCCAGUACCUAUUGAUAGUCCUUUUAUAUACAGACCUGACAAGCGGGAAGAAGUGUGGAGGUUUUUCUUCUACAUGCUCUUACAUGCUGGGUGGAUCCAUUUAUUAUUUAACCUGCUGAUACAGGUUUGCGUUGGACUUCCCCUAGAAAUGGUACAUGGGUCAUUAAGGAUCGGUACCGUGUAUAUGGCUGGAGUGCUGGCUGGUUCAUUAGGCACUUCUGUCUUUGACACUGAUGUGUAUCUAGUCGGAGCAUCUGGUGGAGUUUAUGCACUGCUGGCUGCCCACCUAGCAAACGUCUUACUGAAUUAUAAUCAAAUGGAAUUCGGUUUGGCAAGAUUAGGUGGCAUAUUUUUUAUAGCAAGUGCCGAUGUUGGAUUAGCCAUCUACAACCGGUAUGCCGUCGAGCAGCACGGACCUCCAGUAUCCUAUGUUGCUCACCUCACAGGAGCUUUAGCAGGACUCACGAUAGGACUUCUGGUCCUGAAAAACUUUGAGCAGAAACUUCAUGAGCAAGUUCUGUGGUGGGUGGCACUGGGAGUGUACGCAGCAUGUACACUCUUUGCCGUCUUAUUCAACAUAUUUAAUUACUGAACUGUUCUACCAAAAAAAAAUGACUCUCAGUAGAUGUACUUCCCUGCGAAAGAACAAGAGGAACUUUUAAAUCAGGGAAAGAAUGGAAGAUUGUUGUAAAUUAUUGGGAAGUUUGAUGCAUCGACUGCAAUGGACAAACAUACAGAUGAAAGGCAAAUUCCGAGUUGUUUUCAAGUGACUUGCCAAAUUAUGCAUCAUUAUAAAAUCAAAAUAUGUUCUUUUUAAAAAGAAAAAUUUAAAAAAAAUUUAUUUGCAUGAAAAAUCGAUAUGCUUUUACAUUACAGUCAUUUAAGAUGUUGAUUGAUGUUAAUUUUAAGUAAAUUUAUCAUUAAUAUUAUAAUACAUGAUUUAUCUGUUAAUUUUCUAUAUUUAAAUAUCGGUUAAGUGAACUUUUUAUAUAUUCAUAUAUAUAUAUAUUAUGGUUAAUUUCUCUUCGAUGAUUUAUUAAACCUUGGAUAAAUUAAUCAAAUAUUUCGUCACAUUCUAACAUCAUCAAGAUCUAAAAUUUGUUAUAUUGGAAUGUAACCCUCGAUUAGCUGAAAAAUACUGGGACCAGUGAAAAAAAUGUGUUUUUUAUGUACAAAAAUAAAACGCAAUUUCAGAUUGGGAAUAUUACAUAUUUCCUAAAAAUUUACUAGUCAUUUAACUGAAAUUGUAUAUUAUGUAUAAAAUGAACAAUCUCUACAAUGUCUUGCUAUUUGAUUAUUCUGAAAAUGUAACAGUAGCCUUUAGAUGUUCAAAAAGAUAAUAAAUAAAUAUCUGUCAAUGUAAAUUAUAUAAAAUACUGAUUGAUUUAUCCAUUAUAUAGAUUGGAAUCUAUUUUAAUGCCAUCUUUAUGUUAGUUGUCAAUAUGGCAAGCCAAACAAUCAAUCGAGCUAGUUUCUGUAGCAACCAUUUAAUGUCUAUCUGGCUUUUUGGCAUUAACAAUAAGGCCUCAUUGGCAAUUCAAAGAGGCAUACUGAAAUAGAUUUCAAUUCAAAUAUUUCAUAAUUUGUGUGAAAAAUGAAGUAGAUGAAAAUUAUAACUUAAAGAGAAUCGAGAUGUGUUAAAAAUAUCGUAACUGUGUCUUGGAUGAACAAAUGUGUUUUUUGCAAUAUUGUUGUCUAGUGAGUGUUUUGAUAUUGUGGUUAAGCAGAUGACACAGUAUGUGCUUCUGUAAAGUCAACAAACCAAUUCCAAAUCUGACUUUUGUCUCAGGAUAUUUUUUACUGUUUAUGUAAAUCUUUUUCUAUAUUAUACAAAACCAAUCUACAAGUGGUUGUGGCUCAACUUAGACAGCAGUACUCCUAUGUGAAUUCAUUAUCAUAUGAAAGUGUGGCUGCACUGCCAUUAUAAGUAUAUAUUUUUUUCUCUCUCUCAGGAUCAAGCAUUGUAUCUUCAUCAAAGGUUAACAAGUUUGAAACUUUUGAGUCAAUAAAAAUUGUGCAGGAACACAAGACAAUUAAAAUACAAUUUAAUUAUUCAGAUUUACAAAAAAGAAAAACAAUACAAACUGACUGAAAGAUUUCAAACUUGUUUACCUAAAUUUUAAUCAUUUGAGCAAAGCAUUUCACUAACUAAUGUAAAUAAACUUUUCUACACUGUAUACAAAGUGAUGUGAUGAAUAAGAUUUAUGUGAAUCAUUUUUCUAAGUCAAAUCCAGAUAGAAUAGUUUAUUUAAAUGUUAUAUAUAUGUGUGUGCACGAGUGUGAAGUAUGAUUUUUUGAUUGAACAUGUGCAGUAGCAUUUCGCAUUUAAAGUUUUAAAUUACAAAAAAAAAAAAAAAAAAAAAAAAAAAAAACCUCUUAAAUUACAUAUAAAAUAUAAUUUCCCAAUAUAUUUAAAUUUAAAAAUUUCAUUUUACACUUUUUUCACUAUUCUAAAUUUGUUUUGAUAAAUCUAUUUCAAAUGUAUAAACUAAUUUUUUUUUUUUUCUUUCAUAAUGACAAUUAGUAGUAUUUGAUACCAAUGGGAAUAAUAAGGUUUAGAUUCAACAUACAGAAGACAUUUUAUUUUGUGAAAAUUUAAAUGUUUACUAGUAAUUUUGUAAAAUUACAUUCAUAAGUAAAUAAUAUUAAAGCUUGAGCUUCAUCAAUUUCAACAUUUAAAAAAUCUCAUCUGAAGAGAUAUUAUUUUUACUGUUUGUUAACUUUAUAUAUAAAAAAGAAAUCUGAAAUGCAACUGCACAAGCUAUUAGGCUGUCUACUUAUUUUAUUGUAUGCAUGUUCCAUUUUGUGUACUAAAAAGUAAUAAUCGGUUUUAAACUGAUUUACAAAAUGUGUAAAGAAAAAUUUCAGUUUUAUAUUAUAGACAAACAAGUACAAAAUACGACUACAAUAAUAUAUUUUUAAAGCAUGAAUUAAAAUAUUUUUUAUUUAAACAUGUUCCCAAAACCAUUAGUAAUAUAUGAUUGUUCAAAAAAGAUGAUUUUUUCAUUAUUACUUAAUAUUUGAGUACAAUUAAGAAGAAAUGCUAUAACAACUGGAACAUACAUUCCACAUAUUUGUGUAUGCACUUUUAGAAGCGCUAAUCCUACUGCAGUGUCCUUUGUUUCCUAAGCAUAUGUCUGAUUGUGAUAAAUGGAUAGAGGAAUGAUGUUCGGAAGAAUGUUGAAUAUGUGUAUGUUUGCUUAGAAGUGUUUUCAAAGUUUUUUAACAUUCAUGUUAUUGUGUAAUAAUGUUUAAAUUUUAAAUUAAAUUUUAGUUCUGAUCAAAUGAACAAGAAUGUGUUAUUUUUUCAUCAUAUUCUCUUCCCACAAACAAUUUUUUUAACAGAUAAAAAAUACAAAUCAAUUUCUUUUUCCAAAAAUACAUUUUAUAUUAAUUUCCAUGACAAAGCUUGUAUUGUGUGUUUAAGAGCAAUUAUAAUUACAAGAAAAUCUGAAAGCAAGCAGGAGUGGUUUUCUCAAAGCUUCUUCAUAUACUCUCUAAUAAAACUGUUAUU
Molecule: messenger RNA, 4420 nt
Organism: Argiope bruennichi
Lineage: Eukaryota; Metazoa; Arthropoda; Arachnida; Araneae; Araneidae
Product: rhomboid-related protein 2-like
Exons: 11
Coding region: 368-1498 (376 amino acids)
Cellular component (GO): membrane
Molecular function (GO): serine-type endopeptidase activity
Source: RefSeq, a predicted model, not a curated record